AUGCCCAUCCAGGAUACUGGUCGUGUGGCAGUGUUAUCAAUUGUACUUGACCAUCGAAAAGGAUAUUCGCCGCAACUUGCUGAGCGCGAUCAAUGCCUUUCUCCUUCCGCCACAAAUAACCACAUCAACCAAGGCGCUAGGCUCCUCCAGCCAAAUACCUUCUCAGACAUCUUUGCCAUGAUCGCCGUGAUCGGUGUCAUGAUCCUCUUCUGGCUCAGUGCCAGUUUGGCUGCUAGAAAUCAACGCAAGCGUAUGAUUCGUCGCUUGGUUGACGUCCAUCCCAAAGAUCGCAGUGCCGAGAUCAAGAGGCUUGCUGAUGCUGAACGCAUCGUCUCUGUGUACCAGGAAAGUAACUACGAGACAUACUCUGAUGUUGUGGAUGAGAAGGAGAAGUUGGCUAGUGUUGGUCCUUAG
Molecule: messenger RNA, 414 nt
Organism: Mollisia scopiformis
Lineage: Eukaryota; Fungi; Ascomycota; Leotiomycetes; Helotiales; Mollisiaceae
Exons: 3
Coding region: 1-414 (137 amino acids)
Source: RefSeq, a predicted model, not a curated record